ACACACAUGUUCAGCGCAACUGAAUGAAUCUUUAAUUCAAAUUUCAUUCACUAGAAAUGACUAUUGUGAUACCUGGUUUGUAUAAACCACUUGCAUAAACCUUCAAUCCGACGUCGCUGCUGCUAAUAUUUUUGAAAAGCUUCGCAUCAAUUUCCAAAUGUAGCAUUGUCUGUCACACCGAUCCCAGUUUCGAUCUGAGUAAAAACACUAAAAUGUUGUGCUUGGUUUCGCGUAUCGCGUAUCUCCUCAGGUAAACUGUUUAGCUAGCUCGCUAACAGGAAGUACACCUAGCGUCAUCCUACUGUCAUUUGAUAGUUACGGGAUCUGAGGUUAGGUUUCACCACAGUGAUCCUCCACUAGAACUUGCAGUGGGUCUUGAAGCUUUUCCACCAUGUACUAAAUGGUUUCUAAAUUGAGGCCUGUUAUGCCACCAGGGGGAGAUGACAAUGGCUGUAAAAACAAGGGCGUCGGAUUGCACGUCAGAAGCAAUUUUAAAUGAUUUAUUCCCACAAGUUAAAUGUUUUUUUUUUGUUAGAUUUAAUGAUCUCGGUUGCAAUUUUUUUUUUUAAAAACCAAAUGUGGUAUGAAACUGAUGCGCAGCAAUAAUAGAACACAUUACCUGUAAUAAUUUACACACCCACGUACAGACGUAGGUCUGCACAGUGCAUGCUAAACCUAACUUCGGUACAUCGCUAUGACGGUGAACGGUUUGUCCUUGUUUGCGAGGCCUGUAAUUCGAUAAGUUGUUCGACAAUUUGAUUUGACUGAGUUGUGAAUGGUCUCCAUCCAUCAACGUUAAUAACUCAGCGAUGGAAAGAAGGGCACAUAGCAUCGACCGUGAUGUCAUCCAUUUUGAACGUGCGCAGUGACUGAGCCUCACUCUUGUGGAAAGACCCCAGGAAGUUACAAAUGUAAUUUUCACCCUAGGUUACGAUUUAAUUGAACUACUACUUAUGUGUUGUUCUCUAAAUGGAAUAGCCAUAGACUAUUAUAAUACUUCCCAAUUACACAAAUCAUCGGAGAAGUCACAUUUUCCAUUGACAUUUAUUUGUUUUUUGGUUGUUUUUUUUUUUUAGUAUAUGUUCUCAUCUGAUAACGAUGCCGAAGGAGGAGUUUUUCCCUCCUUCCUUUGUUAGAACAACAUUAUGAGAGGCUGUUAAAAAGUCUCUGAAAAUAGCACAGGGCCACAGUGCUAUUUGAAAAAAAAAAGCCACAAUGAAAAUAGAAACGCUUCUUGCCAUAGCUGCCCUCACCCACAAGCGUGUUUUUUUUUUUUUUUUUUUCGGCGGUCCGCAUCAGAACUUAGGAUUUUGAUUUCCCAGCUACGUUAGGGAGAAACUGCUGGACGUAGCCGAGCACAUCUGGAUUGUAUUGAACACGCAGAGCCGCUGGUGGUGAGGAAGUGGCCGUGUUCAGAAUGGAAGGAAAGAAAAAAAACAACAAAAAAACGAGUUUGUGCUGUUGUCUGACACUGUGUUGUAAGUUUACUGCUUGUUAGAGUGGCUUCAAGCCAAGGCAAACACAUCAGCAGCAGCAGCUCUAAAUAUGGUCACAAUUCCCAAUGAGGGGAUUCUGACUCCUUAUAAGAGCAGUUUAGUCAGUGCAAGUAUGUGUGUAUGUGUGUGUGUGAGAGAGGGAGACACAGCAGGAAGGAAAAGGGCACACAGUAUAUACACUACUCUCUCCACAUGGUCUCUCCAGACGCGUGAAUCAUCAGUGAUGGAUUACGGCUGUGCGACCGCUCAUGUUUCUGUUUAACAAGUCUUCCAUCAACGGUGGCUCAGGCCGGAACAAUGAAAGAAUUUCUGAACAGAAUGCAUUUGUGAAGCCCUAUACAAAGCUACUGUCAAAUAUGUUUCACCAUUAGAGGGAAAUGCUUAUGAAUAGCUUUACUCUUUACGAAAUCAUCUGUAACCCUGUAACACGUGCAGGAAAUACGGACAACGUUGACCUCAACUCCCCCCCGAUCGUUAUCGUGGUCGGCUCCUACGUCGCCAUCUGGUGUACAAUGGCUCGCCACCUUUUACGCAUUUACGUUUCCAUUUAAAGAAUGUAGGAAACACUGCUCUUCCGUCCAGUUGUUCCCCCGGAACUGAAUGAUGUCAUACAGCUGUGACCGUGUAGUGAGUGUAUUUCUGAAUGUGCAGAUGCUGAUUUUUUUGAUAUUCCAAACAGGUUCCCGCCUCGUCUCUCUCUCUCUCUCUCUCUCUCUCUCUCUCUCUCUCUUUUCACACUGGCAUGUCUCGUAACUGAAUGCUGAAAUGUGUCUCGUCCUGCCUCGUCCUGUGUGCUCUUUUCUCUCUCGACUCCUAAGUGCAUUAGGAAAGCUCACUGUCGUCCAUGUCUAGCACUGGUCACAAGGCUGUCUGUCUCUCCUCAGGAGUGCCUGAUCCGCAUAGCUACCCUCUCAGUCCUCGUAUUGUUGUGUUUGAUGCACUUCUUGCCGACCUGGAGAACAGUGGCUCUCCUCUAGCUCGGUGUCCAGUGCUGCUUACAUCUGAUCCUCCUAAAAAUGGGGAUCCUACUGCUCAGGAUCAGGCUCAGGCCAGGCCGCCACCACCGGCUUAUACGCCGCAGCAGACUGUGUCUGCUGCAAUGAAUUCAACACAGAAUUCAAAACCAGACAAAUUAUACAGCACAGUUUGCAAACCGCGGUCUCCCCGCACGGCAGAUCCUCCGCCGGCCUUUUCCUCCACCUCACUGUUGGGGGGAGGUCUGAGCGAACUGGACCACCUGCUGCAGGAGCUCAAUGCUACUCAGUUCAACAUCACAGAUGAGAUUCUGGCCCAGUUUCCUUCUUCUAAGAAAGAUGACAAGGCUAAGGACAAAGCCACGUCGUCCUCCACCAGCUCAACAACUAAACCAUCAGCGACAUCGGCCACACUGGAGUUAGACAAACUCAUGGCAUCUCUAUCUGACUUCAGAGUCCAGAGCACACCUGCUGCCCCUGUCACUCCAGCCGUGGCAGCACCACAGCAGCCGGUGGUUGCCCCACCUCAGCCCUCGCCCGGCGGCUCUUUGGACAGCAUGCUGGGACUGCUGCAGUCAGAUCUGAGCCGACAAGGGGUUCAAACGUCCUCCAAGGGGAACUGUUCGGCUUGUCAGAAACCAGUAGUGGGACAGGUGGUAACGGCCCUGGGGAAAGUGUGGCAUCCCGAGCAUUUUGUGUGCACUGAGUGCGAGACCGAGCUGGGCAGUCGCAACUUCUUUGAGAAGGACGGACGACCGUACUGUGAAUCGGAUUAUUUCACCCUCUUUUCUCCUCACUGUGCACACUGCAACAAACCCAUUCUAAAUAAAAUGGUGACGGCUCUGGACAAGAACUGGCACCCGGAGUGUUUCUGCUGUGUAAAAUGCAGCCGGGCAUUUGGAGAGGAAGGUUUCCACGACCGUGAGGGCCAGCAGUACUGCCAGCAGUGCUUCUUGACUCUGUUUGCUUCCCGUUGUCAAGGCUGCUGCCAGCCCAUUCUAGAAAACUACAUCUCAGCCCUCAACUCCCUGUGGCACCCACAGUGCUUCGUCUGCAGGGAGUGCUACCCUCCCUUUGUGAACGGCAGCUUCUUCGAACACGAGGGCAAGCCCCUGUGUGAGGCCCACUACCACCAGUCCCGCGGGAGCGUGUGUCAGGCCUGUCAGCAGCCCAUCCUGGGACGCUGCAUCACUGCCAUGGGGGCCAAAUUCCACCCCCACCACCUCGUGUGCCACUUCUGCCUGAAGCCUCUGAGCAAAGGCUGCUUCAAAGAGCAGGAGAACAAGCCCUACUGCCACCCCUGCUUCAUCAAGCUGUUCGGCUAGACAUGCAACAAGACUUUGAUUAUUGAAUGAAGAUCGCGGAAGCUCUGAGGGAACGACGGCGGUAACGUGUUUUUUUUGUUUGUUUUUUUGGAUGAAUCAUUCAACGAAAUGUUUUUCUUUUUGCGUAUUAGUCAAGUGGACUGCGUUUCUAUGGCAGUUUAGGAAGAUUUGUAGACUCAAAAUAAAGCCAAAUGUCUUGUAUGUGAAACGUUUACAUACUAUGUUGAUUCAAAUUGAAUAUUUAAAAAUUCAUUUUUAGGAAUUUUGGAAUCAGAGCCUCUUGCUGUUUCGGAACAAAGGUUCCUUCAAUAUUACAGUGUUGCUUUAUAAUGCCAGAGUCAGACUGGAGUGGUAUUUCUCAUGGUGCCUGUCGAGGGACGCUAGACAUUUUCAUAACCUCACAGUUCGGUGUCCCUCGGUCUCACAUUCCACUACAAUAAUUUCAGUAGUUCAAUUCUGCUUGUUUAGUUUUUUUUUUUUUUUUGUGUUUUGUUUUUAUGAAAUAAAUGGAUUGUCUUCAUUUUCACUUUCAGCCAGAACAACAGCGCCCCCAACUGGACUGCUUUUUUUUUUUACAGUUAACUUUUUGGGGCUUACAUUUGGUUUAAAAAAAGUGAGAUUUCAACUGCACAAGACCUGUGUAGAACAACCCUGGGUUUGUAGGUCAUUUGGUACUGGGCCUCAGUGGGACACUGAAAAAAAAUGUACUUCAUUUUUAGUAAUUUACUUCAGUCAAAAAGAAUCCAGUCAUAUCCCUUUACUUUUUUCAUUCAAAGAUUAUCUGACAAUGUUUCAAAACAACAGGUCAUUCAGACUCUGAUACUAACAGAAGAAAGUCUAAAAAAAAUUUGAAAAAGAUGGCAUGCUAUUCCCGGUCCCUACCCUAGACCUUUGAGCAAUUGCAAUUUUAAAACCUUAACAUCAACAUUUUUUUUUUUUUAGUUCACAACACAACCUCAAGUCAUGUCGGCAGAUUUUACAAACUUGGUUAAACGUUCAAAUGAGUUGCAGAUAGAGGGCGCCACACGGAUGUUGCUCUGACUGAAGGUAGAAACGAAGAAAACACUGAUCUCUGCAUUGAUGGUUUCAGGAGGUUCUACGACAAAGGAAAUGUUUCACAGCAAAUGCAUUUAUCCUGUAUUAUCUUGCGCUCUUCUUUGUAUAUGACAUGCUCAGCUUUACAUUUAUGUCAUUUUGCUUCACUUUAUUCCACACCAGCUCUAUGCAAUUUACCAGAGACAAUUCCAAAGAAUAAAGUACGACACUAUUUGU
Messenger RNA from Cynoglossus semilaevis (tongue sole), 5067 nucleotides. Its product is annotated as transforming growth factor beta-1-induced transcript 1 protein. Bases 2341 to 3795 code for a protein of 484 amino acids. NCBI's taxonomy places the organism in Eukaryota, Metazoa, Chordata, Actinopteri, Pleuronectiformes, Cynoglossidae. The record is from RefSeq and is a predicted model, not a curated record. The transcript has 11 exons.